GUCGACGCAAGAGCGUACCACUCUCUUCAUUUUCAACCAGCCGGCUGUUGUCGACGACCAGUACCACCAAGUAGUAAGUAGUACCGCAUUUCCUACGAAUUGUGAUAGUACGUUACAUUCGAUCAGUACAAUUCGAAAUUUGUGCGUGUCGGAGCGGAUUUUCGGUACUUCUUGACACGAGUGACGCGUCUUCGUCUAGUCGAGAGUCUGGCUGUCUGUUCCGGUGCUAUCGGUACUACUUGACAACUUGGUGCUUUACCGAACCUGUUACCACAACAAUAGUGACCUGAAGAAAUAACAUUAAGGAAAUCCUGCCGGCUAAUUACAUAAAGAAAUAGUUAUUUUACCUUCCCGACUAACUGUCAUGAUCGAAGUAACUGGUGUAUUGAAUUAAAAUACAUUAAAGGAAUUCCUUGUGAAAUAGAGUGUUCAACGGUGCGCGAUUUUUGUGAAGUGAUGUGAAACGGUUGAAGAGUAAAACCAUCAAAUGGUCGAUAAACGAUUUUUGAUGAACGAAAAAUGGUAUCUUAUGUAAACUUUUGGCUGCUAUGUUUUUGGAUUAGUGCACUUGUGGCAGUUGUUGUGACAUUUCCGAGGGCAAACCCGGCUCUGGAAAUCCUAGACGAACUCCAUGACGCGGAGAUUUACAAAGCCGUCUUGUCGUCCAUGAACGAUUGGAAGCGAAAGCAGGAGCAGAAGAAAAUCACUAACAGGUUAAAAAGGGAAGACACAGUUUCAGCUUGCUACAGAGAUUUAGGAUGUUUCGAAGCGUCAGGACCCUUUGGGUAUCUAGACACUGUUCCGGACAAACCGGAAGAUAUAGGUACGAAGUUUUUGAUGUAUCCUGGGAGAAGGAGAAGAAAAAGAGGAUCUCCACCAGCAGAAGUGCCUUUUGAGAAAUUAGAUGACGCUUUUGAAUGGGCCAAAGAUGGUUUUAAUGGUAGUUUACCGACAAAAGUGUUAGUUCAUGGUUUUGGAAGCGAUUGCAAUUAUAUUUGGGUUUACGAAAUUAGAAGCGCACUCAUGGCUGUGGAAGAAGUCAAUAUCAUAUGUGUAGAUUGGAGCAAUGGAGCUGCGCUACCGAAUUACGUAAAAGCUUCUGCCAAUACAAGACUGGUAGGGAAACAACUGUCCCUUCUCCUUAGAGGACUGGUAGAAAAAAAUGGACUGUCUUUGAAAAAAACUCAUAUUAUCGGCUUUAGCUUAGGAGCUCAUAUAGCUGGAUUUGCUGGAUCUGAUCUUGGAAAUUUAAGCAGAAUAACGGGAUUGGACCCCGCAGGCCCACUCUUCGAAUCUCAGGACCCUCGAGCGCGACUGGACCAAAGUGAUGCUGAAUUCGUUGACGUAAUUCACAGUAAUGGGGAAAAUUUAAUACUUGGCGGCCUCGGAUCGUCACAGCCGAUGGGUCACGUUGAUUUCUAUCCUAACGGGGGGCGAAUGCAGAAGGGAUGUAGCCAUUUGUUUGUCGGUGCCGUCAGCGAUAUUAUUUGGUCUAUAGAGGCUCCUAUUGCUGAAUUAGCUGAAACUGUAAUUUCUGAACUUACACAAAAACCUGUAAAUAGAAAUAAUUUUAAUCAAGCUUCAGCAGUAGAAGGACGUUCGCUAUGCAACCACAGAAGAGCAUACCAUCUUUUCAUCGACUCCGUCUCGCCGAGAUGCCACUUUCCAGCGUUUCCUUGCGAAUCUUAUGAAGAUUUCAUUGACGGAAAAUGUUUCCCGUGUACCGAAGAGAGACAAUGCGGAAAUAUGGGAUAUUAUGCUGAUCGCUCCAAAGGAAGGGGACAGCUUUAUUUAAUAACCAGAGAAGAAGAACCGUUUUGUGCUCAUCAAUACCAUGUCAAAAUUGAAACAAGCCCGAGUCCCGUUCCUAUAAAGAGCUACGGGAAAAUACAAAUUACUCUGGUUGGUGAGUCCGCUCUAAAUGAGACCUUUAUGAUGACAAGGAAAGACGACGAGGAAAUGCGCCUAGGAGAAUCUAUAUCUAGAAUGCUGGUUCCACAUCCGAUUUUAUCACAACCCGUUCAAAUAGAAAUACUCUACACGGCUUAUAGUGGUUGGCUUUCUUCUGGUUUAACUCAAUGGAGAAUCAACAAAGUUAUUUUAAUGGAUAGCUUUGGAAAAACGUCUUCCGUUUGCAAAAAGAGUUUGGUUUUAGAAUCAGGAAAGCCAGUCUUACUUCCUUUAUAUCCAGGAGAAUGUAACAUUCCUACCAGCGAUUAUGAAGCAGAAGAUAGGAUACACAUUUUAGAUGAUAAUACAACAUCAACAACAAAAACUUCAAGCUUUAUACCAACUCAAGUUGUCAAAGAAGGUAUUAUAGAUACAAACAAUAAAUCAUCGGACAAGGACAACAUAUCUUUUAAAAACGCAAUGGAAUUUUUUAACAUACCUUGGACGAAUGAUAGAGAAAACUAUGUAUUAGACGAGACUGAAUCUAGUAGAGCAUUCAAUACCAGACCAGCUAAAAAUGGUUAUAAUGACGGUACUAUCAAAGAAAUAGUAGAACCGAUAUUGAAACCGCAUUCUAGCAAAAAUGCUAGAUCACACGAUCCCAAUAAAGAAGUAGAAAUAACAGAACCUUUGUUAGGACCUACAACGGAUAAAAAUGCUGCUCUUAAAUCUGUAAGCACCACUACAACAGAACACGGAGACAUUAAGACUACCACAAUUAAUCAACCAUUAGAAGAAGAAGAUUCUUCGAUUUGGACACCUAAAAAACCAUCUAAUACAAAAAAGGAACCAAGAAAGAGACAGGAUGAAUCCAGAAUUUUAUCUGGUUUCGAACAGCCUGAAAAUCCCAUAGAAGCUAUAGUAAACACAGUUCAGUUCUUACCUCAGAGGCUUGCCAGGAUGUUUGAGCAGGCUGAGAAAUAUGCUAAAGAAACAAUUUUGCCGCUAGUUAGUACAUACACUCCAAGAUUCAUAUCAGACAUUAUAACACCGCAAGAAAGUACAAGCCAGAAAUACGUUCCAUUAAGGUAUGAAGAACCAACGACGAGACCGAUUAUAUCAUCAACUGUGUUGUCUAAUGCAGAAAGAUAUAGAAAUAAUAAAAAAUUUGAUCCCCCUCCUUCUAUUCAACCAGAAGUCAAAACUACAGAUUUUACUACUCCGGUGACGAAUAUCCAGAAAAUAAGAAGAAAGGGUGAGCCUGAAGAGAUUCAACCAGAGCAGUUACAACUAAUAAAGACGCUUCAGAAUAGGAACAAAGACGAACUUGUUGCCGCAGAGUCUCGCCACACGAAAGAACAACAUGCAGUAACGUACCUGAAGACGACUCCGAUGCCCAACGAGGCCAGAAGAGCAGCACGGGACGACCUCAAUGCAGAAAGAAGUGCUCCAAAAGAUCCAUUAAAUUCGCUGAUAAACACAGUACAGGUAAUUCCAGAAAAUAUAGGAAAGAUGCUCCAUCAAGCGGAACAGUUCGCCAGAAACAACGUCUUACCGUUCGUCGCAAACUUGACACCGAAGUUUAUCAGCGAUAUUUUCACUCAGAAACCAAACGAACAUCCUAGAUAUAUUCCUUUUUCUAGCGAUGAAGCUCUGAAGGAGCAGAAUAGAAAUAGGCGAAAUAGAGAUAAUGGGAAGAUGGUUGAAGAUUAUGUUACAGAGGAGGCUCCGGAUAUUUCUACUGCUUACAGCCAUAUACAGAGGAUUCCGAAGAAGACGAAUUAACUGACGUUUGUAAAGUUGUAUAAUUUUGUACAUAUGUUUUUAAUGAUUUAAUUGUUGUAAAUUAAAGUUUUUUGUAUGUAUGUAUUAAGUAAAAGGUAAAUUUUAAAAUAAGUAAUAAAUAAUAUGCUUUGUAAGAUAUUUACCAAAUUACUUUUAUCUUUCUAUUCUUUUCUGAUGUUAGAAUUAUGACAUUGUUCAUUGUCUAUUAUUGAGUAAUAUUUCCUACACCGAUGACAAGUUGCUUUGCCUUUGAUGUUUUUUCUGGUAUUAUCGUUUCAACUGAUUCUACAAUUUUAUCACUUCUUCUUCUUUAAGUGCCAUCUCCGCUACGAAGGUUGGCAAUCAUCAUGGCUAUUCUGACCUUCGACGCAGCUGCUCUGAACAAUUGCCUUGAGCUGCGACCAAACCACUCUCUCAAGUUCUUCAACCAGGAAACGCGUCUUCUUCCUACGCUUCUCCUACCCUCUAUUUUUCCUUGAAUUAGGAGUCUUAAGAUGUUCACUCCAUUCCGAAAUCCAAACUGGGAAUCACUAAUAUCCAUCUUCAGCUUAGC
This is a messenger RNA of Diabrotica balteata, 4228 nucleotides long. The record is from the annotation of a GenBank genome assembly. Lineage: Eukaryota; Metazoa; Arthropoda; Insecta; Coleoptera; Chrysomelidae.